This is a messenger RNA of Diachasma alloeum, 1344 nucleotides long. RefSeq lists its product as uncharacterized. The record is from RefSeq and is a predicted model, not a curated record. NCBI's taxonomy places the organism in Eukaryota, Metazoa, Arthropoda, Insecta, Hymenoptera, Braconidae. The transcript has 4 exons. The coding region runs from base 108 to 1280 and encodes 390 amino acids.
UCUCGGUUUGUCCCUCGUACCAACGACUCUGCAGUGUCCAUCUUUUAAAACUCAUCCUCAACAAAGAAAAGGUGCCAUUACAAUUUGUUUGAGAUUCUUGUCUCAUCAUGAAGUUGAUUUAUUUUUGUCUUGUGGUUUUGCUGAUGCAUGGGGUGAAUGCUGAAAUCACUAGGAAGCAGCCGCAGUACUCCAAACCCAUUUAUUCCAACUCGUAUUUGCCGGCUGCAAUGCAGGUAAUCUUCUACGCCGUAGAUCAGAUAAGGAAUUUCCCGCCGGAACAGGGUGAACUGGGAUCUUCAACGACCCUUCCUACAACGAUUCCGCAUGCUCCAGGACAGCACCAGCCGACCCCAGUGUCCCCGACGCCGAUCCCAACUGUGCUCGUACUGACACAGACAGAGAAACCCCUCGAGAAGCCCCUCCAAGCGGCAAUAAUCGCAGAACCAUCUCCAAUAAUCACCCCUAGUACUCCGGUGAUCGAGCAGAAGCCGGAAUUGAGUGAGGAAACCCCAGAGGCAGUUUACGGUACCCCAGAGACCAACCACGAGACCCCAGAAGCCUCCCAAGAAAUUCAGGAGGCCAACCAAGAGGACUCAGCUACUCCGAAUCCUCAAGAAAACCCCACCUCCCCCGUUAGCGCAUCGAAAACUUCCCCGGCACCAGCUAGUUCACCUUCGGAGGAAUCGUCGGAGGGGGGUAAAGAAAAGAGCAAAGAUAAGGGCAAAGGGGAGGGGAGCAAGAGGAGAGAGCCGACUAUCGACAGCGUAGUGCAGGAAAUUUACGGAAUUGUCAAGGAGAAUAAGAGCAAGGAUUCUUCAGAGUCAAAGGAAUCCAGCGAAGGCAGGGGCAGUAAUGAUGACAGUGAAGAGAAUGAGGGAGAGGAGUAUGACGAGGAUAGAUUCACGAUGCUCGGUGAAAAGGUAGUCCAAGUGCCUCGACCAAGUCUAUUAGCCUACCUCAAACGAGCAAGGAUAACUCUCCGCUGUUCCCUCGAGCAAUUAGCUAUACUGUACGAUGCAUUGAGUAAAGAUGCAAGGAGGCAGGGCUUCGUCAAGUUCUCUGGUUAUACUGACGAGGUACUGCGUACCCUUGAGACAAGUGCAGAGGGGGGAAUUGGUCCGCAACUUCAGCGACUGUUGGAGAAAAUCGUGGAGCGUAAGGAAGUCACCAGGGAUGAUACUAAAGCAAAGAUAGCAGAGGCACUCAAGGAUCUCAAGGAGCCCGGCAGCAACUUGAAUAGUGACCUCAGACGUCUGCUUCCCCUUAAGUUCAAAAUAUGAUUCACUGGCCAUUAUUGUGGUUUAUGCAUUCCAAGUGAUCACUCAUUCUCCCCAUAUUUCGUAU